Messenger RNA from Lotus japonicus, 1375 nucleotides. RefSeq names its product L-lactate dehydrogenase B-like. Lineage: Eukaryota; Viridiplantae; Streptophyta; Magnoliopsida; Fabales; Fabaceae. Gene Ontology annotation, biological process: carboxylic acid metabolic process. Gene Ontology annotation, molecular function: L-lactate dehydrogenase (NAD+) activity. The coding region runs from base 20 to 1072 and encodes 350 amino acids. Gene Ontology annotation, cellular component: cytoplasm. The transcript has a single exon. The record is from RefSeq and is a predicted model, not a curated record.
UUCAACAAAGAAAAGAAAAAUGCACAAGAGCGAAUCAAGUUCAUCACUUGGGCCGGGUGGGUUAGACCUGACCCAGGCCUUUUUCAAGCCCAUUCAGAACGCUGCCUCACCUUCUCCGACAAAGCGCAACACUAAAAUCUCCGUCGUCGGAGCCGGCAACGUCGGAAUGGCCAUCGCCCAAACCAUCCUCACCCAAGAUCUCACCGACGAGCUCGUCCUCGUCGACGCUCUCCCCGACAAGCUCCGCGGCGAGAUGCUCGACCUCCAGCACGCCGCCGCCUUCCUCCCCCGCACCAAGAUCCUCUCCUCCACCGACUACUCCGUCACCGCCGGCUCUGACCUCUGCAUUGUCACCGCCGGCGCCCGCCAGGUCAACGGCGAGUCCCGCCUCAACCUCCUCCAAAGAAACGUCGCCCUGUUCCAGAAAAUCAUACCCCCUCUCGUCCGUCACUCCCCUGACUCCAUCCUCCUCAUCGUUUCAAACCCCGUCGAUGUCCUCACCUACAUUGCUUGGAAACUCUCCGGUUUCCCCUCCAACCGCGUCAUCGGCUCCGGCACCAACCUCGACUCCUCCCGCUUCCGCUUCCUCAUCGCUGAUCAUCUCGACGUCAACGCUCAAGAUGUGCAGGCUUACAUAGUGGGAGAACAUGGUGACAGUUCGGUGGCGUUGUGGUCAAGCAUCAGCGUCGGCGGCGUUCCGGUGCUGAGUUUUCUGGAGCAGCAGCAGAUUGCUUACGAGAAGGACAUGCUGGAGAACAUUCACAAGGAGGUUAUAGGAAGCGCUUACGAAGUGAUAAGUCUGAAAGGGUACACUUCAUGGGCGAUAGGGUACUCGGUGGCGAGCUUGGCCCGGAGCAUUAUCAGGGACCAGAGGAAGAUCCACCCGGUGUCGGUUCUAGCGAAGGGGUUUUACGAGAUUGACGGCGGCGAAGUGUUUCUGAGCUUGCCGGCGCAGCUUGGAAGAGGAGGAGUGCUCGGUGUGACGAAUGUGCACUUGACGGAAGAAGAGACACAGAGGCUCAGGGAAUCUGCAAGGACCAUCCUGGAGGUGCAGAAUCAGUUGGGGAUUUGAUUCCGUUUUUCUUAGGACACUAUAAUAUUAUCAAGUCUUAAUUUUGAUCCCAAAUAAAAGACUUGAUUUAUUAUUAUUAUUAUUAUUACUAUUUUUUGCCUUAGGGUUUAUAAUUAAUUAGUUAUAGUGAGAUAUUUAUUCUCAAUGAUUAUUAGGUUCGGUAAUAGAGUGGCUGAUUUUGUUUCAGUGUUGGUUUUUAGUCAUCGGCACCAUCUAGGUGGAGGAUGUUCUACCAAGGUUCGGUUGCUUCUCUAUGGGUAGUGGUCGUAAGCUUUGUUAUUUGAUUUAUUUCUAUUUAAAAUA